AUGCGGUCUGUUCCGAACAUCGAUCUUUCUCGAGUGCCUCCUCCUCGGCAUCUUUUGAAGCGCUUCAGCGCCGAGCUUCGCCGGCAACGCAUCGAGCGCAAGGCCCGCAAGCUUCAAAAGAAGACACAGGCGCAGCCGGCCGAGCCUCUGGUCAACCCUCUGGGGCAACAUCCCGACCCUCUGGCGCAACAUCCUAUUGAUACAAAACAGGACAGCGCAGUGAAAUCUGCCAACUCCGAGGUUGGAGACCCAGUUGCCACCACGCCCGCACCACCGGAGCCUCCCACUUCGCCGAGCCAGACUGCGCCCGGGGAUAGAAGACGGAGCAGCGCAGCGAAAUCUGCUGACACCCAGGUUGGAGGUCCAGUUGCCUCCACGCCCGCAAGAUCGGGCCCUUCUUCUCUGCUGGGCCAGACUACUCCCGGGUAUAGACGACGGAGCAGCGCAUGGAGAUCGGCCGACACCCAGGUUGGAGAUCCAGACGCCAUUACGCCAGCACCCCCUGUCGGUAAGCGCAAGUUCAACUCGUCCUUCUCAGCCGGCUCGACUUUGCUGGGAAGCGACAGGAAGCCGGACAAGUACCCUUGCCACAUAUGCGGCUACGUCCUUGGGAAGCCCAGGGGUCACGGGAACAAGAUCGAGAGGCUGGCGUUUUUGCCAUGUGGUCAGGCCUUUGGCCACGAGUGCCUUUUCCACUGGCUCACGGACACGGGCGUCCCCAAGUACUGCCCCGACUGUUGCGUCCCCAUGCGCCAUGCAUGUGAGCAUCUGACAGCCCCAACCAAGUUUCCUCCGGUCGUAGCCUUCACCGACGUGAAAGCGGCCGUCAUGCCCUGGAACUACGAGUUUUGCGAAUCGCGAAAGGGCCUGAAGCUCCACGCGACGAUUAAGAAGACGGCCGACCGGCUGCGCAAGGCGGAAACGAGGAAGAUGCAUCGCGAAAAGUCGGCCAUGGACUUUGCCCACGAGGCUAUCCGCAGGUUUCACGGGCACACGGUUGUCCGAGCUGAGAAGAAGCUGGACGAGCAGCACAAGACCUGGUGGGCUGUCAAAUGGGCGAACUUUGGACUGCCCGAGUAA
Molecule: messenger RNA, 1080 nt
Organism: Hirsutella rhossiliensis
Lineage: Eukaryota; Fungi; Ascomycota; Sordariomycetes; Hypocreales; Ophiocordycipitaceae
Exons: 2
Coding region: 1-1080 (359 amino acids)
Source: RefSeq, a predicted model, not a curated record